Suillus paluster is the source of this 984-nucleotide messenger RNA. RefSeq names its product outer membrane protein Iml2/Tetratricopeptide repeat protein 39. Gene Ontology annotation, cellular component: cytosol; mitochondrial outer membrane; nucleus. The coding region runs from base 1 to 984 and encodes 327 amino acids. Lineage: Eukaryota; Fungi; Basidiomycota; Agaricomycetes; Boletales; Suillaceae. The record is from RefSeq and is a predicted model, not a curated record. The transcript is spliced from 7 exons.
AUGUCCUUCGAGGAUAAGGAUCUGCUGGCUGCUAUCAACCACACCAAGCAUGGGUACAUUGUUCCCUCCCUCAGCACAAGUGGGACAGAAUGGAUUGCUGGUAUGAUGCCUGUAGAACAACAUGCAGAAGUCGUGUAUGCAGAGAGUCUUUAUCAGAAGAGUCUUCUUGGUAUUGUUUAUUCCAGCAACUGGCUUGUGUUCAUCAGAGAGGUACUCAACAUGUGCACCACAAUCUCUAUCUACUGUCAGCUCAGAAAAUGGAUUGAGACUGUUGACGCCACAUAUGCCACUGCACACCCAGAGCUACUUGCUGCCAUCUCACCACCCAACUCGACACCAGCAGGCUCAGAGACAGACACUGAGGACAGACACUCACAGUCAAGUGCCACAAGCUUUGCAAGUGCCAACUCUUCCUUUGCCACCCCUUCCAUGUCCAGUUUCCCCAAUCACACCUCUACACAACAACUCACCACCGACCCUCCAUCCACCCCAUCUCCCUCACAUCCAUAUCUCCCUGACCCAUCCAUAGAUAUGCAUUUCCGCACUGGAGUAUACCUUGGCCUUGGCAUGUUGCACCUUGUGCUAAGCAUGAUGCCUGGGAAGUUGCUAGUGCUGGUUGAUUUGUUUGGGUAUAAAGGCGAUAGUAAGCUUGGGCUGGAAUUGUUAGAGUGGGCUGGUGGGUGGGGUAAUGGGAGUCGUGUGGUGGACAAGGAAACGGAAGGUGUCCAACACCCAAUCUGCGACAAGUCCCUGCUGAUCUUCCACCUUGUACUUUCAGCGUUUAUGUUUGAGGGUGUGGAUGUGUGUAAGGCUGCGAGAGUGCUGGAGUGGAAUUUGAAGCGGUAUCACAAUGGCAUCUUCUUCCUCUUUGGUGCCAGCAGACUCGCACUCGUCCGUUCACAACCCACCAAAGUGCUUGACUAUUAUACAUGUGCGGCACAGGCUCAGAGCCAGUAUUGGAAUUUACAUCAUAUUUCGUGGUAG